AUGGAGCUUCUGCAGACUUCUGCAGACCCUGAGUGGGACAAGGUCACCGCAAUUGAUGAUCCGCAGGAGGAGAAUGAGCCCGAGCGCCCGCGGAAGAAACGUCGCAAAUACAUUGCGAGAGCUUGCAAUGAAUGCAAGCGCCGAAAGAUCAAGUGCAAUGGGCAAGCUCCAUGCCAGCGUUGCGGUCGACAGCGUCUUGAAUGUGUUUACGUGGAGAAUUCUCAGCGCGACGGUCUCGGUGAGCCCGAAAAUUUUGAGCGACUGUUUGAUCAAAUGAGAUCGAUGCAGGACCAAAUUACCAAUCUAUCUGCCGCCGUCCGAUCCAUCGCCCACAGCGACAACUCGCCCAUUGGCGCGGGGCGUCCGAGCAUUGUUGGGCCGGGCGAAUGGCAUCCGAUGGGCUCUUGUCUACACAACGAGGACUUCGGCGGCUUCGAUCUCGCUAAAUCAAGCUUACUGCGUCGGGGUAUUGUGGAGCAUCAAGAGGAGGCAGCUGAUGAGGGAGAUCUCGCGCAAGAGCCAUCUCCACUAGCAUCCCCAUCUGCUCAAAGCCGUGACAUGGAGCUCCGUCAAACAGUAGACCCACUGUGGGCAUUACCCAAAGCUGAAGCACUCCGACUCUGUCGAGUCUACGAAGAGGAGAUGGGGAUCAUGUACCCAGUUUUAGAGCUUUCGGAGCUCCUGGACCAGGUCGAUCUUCUCUAUGGUCUCAUGGACCGGACACUGGAUUCAAGUAUUCAAUCACAUGGAGCUCAUGUCCUCGACCAGGAGGAUAUCUAUAUUCUUCGCCUCGUUUUUGCAUGUGCGCUAACUGCGGAGGCCAGCGGGCGCAGUGAACAGGCCAUCUCACUUUUUAACAGUGUGAGGGAGGUGCAGGAUAGCUGUGUCUGGGGUCCGCCGGAGAUUAAAAGCAUCAUUUUUCUUACUCUUGUGUCAAUAUUCUAUUUUCAAAUGGACGAGGAGACACUAGCGUGGCGUACUAUUGGAAUUGUGGAACGCAUGUCCCUGGAAAAGGGCCUGCACCGCCGAGAGACACUGAAUCAACCUGCAAUUCUAGCCGCUGGAAAGGACCGUAUACUCCGACUCUUUUGGUCAAUCUACAUUCUCGACAUGCGUUGGAGUUUUGGAACUGGCAUGCCCUUCUCUCUAGAAGACAGCGAUAUUGACCCCUGGCUUCCGGAGCCCGAAGAGAAGACCCCAUACCUUCGCGUGAUGAUUCGAUAUAGCCGUAUGGCUGCCAAGGUAUGGAAAUUCAUAUCUGCUUUCAACAAUACAAAUGAAAUCAAAAAAGACGAGAUGAACUACCUGGACUGGCAAGUAUUGAACUGGGCGCGCACAAUCCCGGACUCAUUACGGCUUGACCACCCCAGCACACCGGAGUCUGGUGCUGCUCUGGAAGGUCCACGAAGCUUCCGACGACUUCGUGCCUUGCUUUAUCUGCGUGCGAAUCAGCUGCGAAUGCUCAUACAUCGACCGGUUCUACAUACAGCUGGUCAUAUCGCCCGAUAUCCUGGCGAGGCCGAGACAGUUGUUGACAUCGCAAAAGACACUAUCAGAUUCAUUACCCGCCUCAAUGAAACUUCUGAUAUAUAUCAGCUUCAGCAAGUGGCUUUCAAUUGGUUUUUGGUCUCUGCGUUGGCCGUUCUGUUCCUCGCCGUUGCGCAAGCUCCGACUCAGUUCAGCAGCUCGUGUAAAGAGGAAUUCUACUGGGCAUUGGAGCUCGUCAAGGGAUUCUCGACCAAAUCGUACAUCUCCCGGCGCCUCUGGAGGUCCAUUCGAAGCCUUCGUAAGCUCGGUCCUGAGUUGGGUCUCGGGGUACAGAAGCUUCGACCAGUGAGUCGAACAGGUGUCGAAGAUGGCACUGAUGGAACAUUGAAUGCACAUGGAACAUCUCUACCGGAGACAGCCUCUAGCAACUACAGUCAAACUCCUCUGGAUGGUGCACAGAUGACCCAAGAGCUAAUGGAGUGGUUCGAAGCGGUGGGAAAUUUGGAAGAUCAAAUCAUGGGAGUCGGGACCGGUCCGAUGGUGGAUGACGGUUCCUGGCAGCAGAUGCCGAAUGGUGACUUCAUAUUCGAUUACGGGGCAGGGCUGUCGAGUGUUAUGAAGGAUUGCUUUUAG
Messenger RNA from Penicillium cosmopolitanum, 2121 nucleotides. RefSeq names its product putative C6 transcription factor. Gene Ontology annotation, biological process: positive regulation of transcription from RNA polymerase II promoter by galactose; DNA-templated transcription. Lineage: Eukaryota; Fungi; Ascomycota; Eurotiomycetes; Eurotiales; Aspergillaceae. The coding region runs from base 1 to 2121 and encodes 706 amino acids. Gene Ontology annotation, cellular component: nucleus. The transcript has 5 exons. The record is from RefSeq and is a predicted model, not a curated record. Gene Ontology annotation, molecular function: zinc ion binding; RNA polymerase II cis-regulatory region sequence-specific DNA binding; DNA-binding transcription factor activity, RNA polymerase II-specific.